AUGUGUCUAGCAAAUUUUGAAGUUCCUCGCCGCCGACCAAUCAGAGUCGGCUUUUCGGUCGUUUUGAGCCGCACUAAGCCUAAAGGGGCCCCAACUUUUGUUGAGUUUCAACAUCGUGAACUACACAACAAGAACAAUAUGCGGCCUACACUUAUCACCUUCGCUGCUACUAUCGCCUUCGCAUUGAACGUAUGGGCAACAACAUCUGGAAGUCAAUGUCUUUGCCGAGAUAUGGGCCACUGCGGAAACCAAGGAGCUUAUGGAUGUAUACAAAUUGAAGUGGUCAAGCUUGUCAAAGAGAAUGCGCCGGUUUCAAGCAUCGCUACCACAAGUAUCAUUCUUAACAUCUUGAUAGCGAUGAUGAUGCUAGAAGCUGCGCUUAGUGCUGUUCUGCUCUUCUCAAUAAGCUUGCGAUACAAGAAGCCGCUGUAUAGCGCUUCUGUUCGGAAUUCGAAUUCAGCUAAGCAGUGCAUCGUCAAGAUUUCGAACAUUAUUCAAAGGGGAGGAGAAGCAGGAUUCGCAAUUUUGUCUCCGGUCGGCAUCCUGUAUGUAUUUUCGCAAGUCGCUUUCCCUUGUCCUGAAUUUCACGAUCCAUUUUUGGGCUUUCAAACCCCUGAAAGCUUGACUGCGAUUGGCAAGAAACAGCUGUGGCUUGCUUUCGAAAUUGGCCGAUCCUCUUGGCCAUGGCGCUGUGACGAGCGAGGCAGCGUCACUCUUUCCGGCAGCUUCGAAGCGCGCGAGACUGCCAUGUUUCGAUUCUUUACUCUCGUUUUGGUGUUGGUGUUCGACUCGAAGGCGCAGGCGCAGGCGCAGGGCGUCGAGAAACGCCAGGAUUCACAGCUUGAUCGUCUGGGUUUUUGCUAUGGCGAUGGAGCCAUUUGCAGCAUCGGAAACGACCUAUACAGCCACAUUUCGUUCAGAUGCAACGCGUACGACAAUGACAUCGACAAGCUAAAUCCGUGGUACAAAUGCUUGUGUACGAAUGGUUAUGUCGCAGUCAACGAAGCCCAAAUGUCGUCGCCAGAUGUUACUGUUAUCCCGGAAAUGGAAACAAGGAAGGCUGCUCGAGUGCGAGCCGUUCUCAAAGCUGGGUCUUCUUUCAAUGCGACGUAUACCGGCCCGCCGCCUCCAGGCCAUGCGACUGCCACUCCUGCACAUUCGACUGCAUCCGUCACAGGCUCGGGUAGGUCGUCGCUGAUUACCACGACCGACGCGACGGCGAGCACCGCUCGACGGCGGUUGAAACUUUCGGCGGAGGCUCUCGCCAUCGGCGACCAACUCUGGUGGAGUAGCUGCGAGGUGCAGGCCGGUCGCACUUCUGUUGCUUCUGCUGCAGUGUUUGUGCGCAUGCUUGUGGUGUCCAUUCGUUAUCAACCCUUACAGCUCUUUGCCCAUCCGUCUCUUUCUGUGUACUUCAUCAGAGCGACCAUGCGUUGGUGUAGAAACUCGGCGCGGAGGGUGAAAUUGAGAACGCGAGUUCAUCCUACAGAAUAUGGACAGCGCCAAGACCAUGAGCUCCCGCGUGCUUACAGUAGGGUAAAUCUUGGCGACAGUGAGUCCUCUGAUGAAUAUGAGAAUGCAGAGCAUGGAUCUGGAAAAUUUGCACUGAGUGUCGUUUCCAUACAAUCACCUCGCUAUCACAUCACGUGCCCGUUCUUCGCGCCCCAGGCGAAGGAAAGCAACAUUCACUCACCCAAAGCCCAGGUCAUUGCUCGUCACACACCCGGCCACCGUGAUAAUGGCAUAAGCCGUACGUCCAGCUAUCAUGGGAGUUUCAUACUGCUCUCCUCUUCUCUGGCGCCAACGACGAGAUUUGAUGCUUCUAUAUCCAGGCGCAUUUACAGCUUGGCUUCUCCAGGAGAAGUCCUGUGUAAAGUCAGUAUCACGGGGUAA
Messenger RNA from Pseudocercospora fijiensis CIRAD86, 1893 nucleotides. RefSeq lists its product as uncharacterized. The record is from RefSeq and is a predicted model, not a curated record. The transcript is spliced from 22 exons. Lineage: Eukaryota; Fungi; Ascomycota; Dothideomycetes; Mycosphaerellales; Mycosphaerellaceae. Bases 1 to 1893 code for a protein of 630 amino acids.